Messenger RNA from Thecamonas trahens ATCC 50062, 2289 nucleotides. RefSeq lists its product as uncharacterized. Gene Ontology annotation, cellular component: nucleus. The record is from RefSeq and is a predicted model, not a curated record. Gene Ontology annotation, biological process: positive regulation of transcription initiation by RNA polymerase II. Lineage: Eukaryota; Apusomonadida; Apusomonadidae. Bases 12 to 2150 code for a protein of 712 amino acids. The transcript is spliced from 2 exons.
CUGCCGAUCCCAUGUCGGAUGCCAUGGAGAAGCUCGAUCUCCGCGUCCGUUACGUCUUCUACUUUCCACCCGACGACGACGAGGGCAUCCGCAUCCGCUUUGGUACCAUGAAGAUGCGCAUCCUGAAAGGCUCUGGUCGCCGAGUUGCCUUUGCCUCGGACGUCGGACUCAAAGGGCUUGGAAGCUCCGACGUCGGUGGCGCCAAGCGCGACGACAACCACCACAACGACGACGACGUCAUUGAGGACGACGAUGAUGGGGAGGAUAGUGAUGCCACUCUCUCUGCAGAGCCCGAGCUCGAGCCCAAGUCAGGCUUGCACAGUCAGCCCCCCACUGCAGCUGGCAACGCCGACGCCGACGCCGAGAUCGACGAGACUCUGGCUACGCUCCCGGUCACCCAUACGGGCGAGCCGCGUGCAGUCUCACCGACCCUGCUCGUUCCGACCACCGGCAGCAAAUCCGAGAGCGGCUCGGAUGCCACCGUUGGUGACGGUGACUCGGUUGGGGCACUGCUAAUUCCGAUGGACUGCCCGCCGCCGUCGCAGCCGUCAUCGCUGAUCCACGCUGCUUCGCACUCGGUUGUCAUCUCAGAUGAGUCGUCGGACAUUGCGCUUGGUGACAAUGACGGCUCGGUCACCGACGAUGGACAAACCGGCUCCGAUUCGGAGGCCAACGCGUCGUCCGAAGCACCGCCGCUGGUGGGCCCAGGCGCCGACUCGGAGGUGACACUUACGAUGCAUGCAGCAACGGCGUCGAUUGGCUCGGCGGCCGGUGGCGUGCCGGCGCCGCCAGCGAAGCCGCAGCGGUCGAGACGGCGAGUCAUCACCGACACGCUCGACAUGGACGACGAGAGCGAUGAGAGCGACAGCAGCGCGACCGCCGGCGGUGCUGACCGCGCCGCUGCAACCACUGAGGCUGUUGCUAUGGACCUCGUGACAUCCGACGCUGCACUCGACACCGAUGAUGAGACCACAGACGGCGGCGAGGAAGGCUCUACCACGGCCCCGGCUGACGCAAUAACCGUCUCGUCGACUGCGGCUGUCGGCACCGACCUCGCGACCUCCAACGCUGCCGUCGACAAGGAUGCCGAGAUCGCGAGCAGCGGCGCGGAAGACACUACCACUGAUUCGGUGGAUGAUGUCGCUGCUGCAGAAUCCAUCGUCAUUCUGCCGGCUGUCGAUCCUCCGCCGCCACCUGCCGACCCCUCACCUGCGCCACCGGCGUCGGUGGCAGACGCGUUUGCGGCCGUGGCAGGCGACCUCUCCACUCCCCCCUCCUCCCUCACGGUGGCCAAGCUCAAGGCCGUCUGCACCGCCGCUGGCCUCUCCACCACCGGCCGCAAGGCAGAUCUCGUCUCACGUGUUGCUGCUGCCCUCCCAGCGGCCGCUGCCCCGGCGUCCGAUCCCACGGCUGGGCCCAAGCGCAAGCGCAAGCGGUCGAAAAAGGCGUCGCCGCCUCCCAGAGCGCCGCGGGCCAAGCGGGCCAAGCGGGCCAAGCCGAACGCGCCGGCUGUGUCCAAGUCCCAGGCCACCACGACAGUGGCGGCGUCGCCAGCUGCCACUUCAUCGUCAGCGGCAAUCGCCGUCAUGCUGACCGGCAUCACUGACUCGGAGGCAGAGCGCAUGGUUGCAUCGCUCGGUGGGAGCAUGGCGACUGAGCCAGCCGGUGCCACCCACCUCAUCACCGACAAGGUUCGGAGGACGGCCAAGUUUAUGGCUUGCCUCGCGCGCGGCGUCCCCAUUGUGUCGGACAAGUGGCUCGAUGACUCGUUCCGUGCCGGCCACGCCCUCGCCGCCGACACCUACAUCCUUCGCGAUCGCCCUGCCGAGCGCAAGUUUGGCUUCAAGUUGCAAGACUCACUCGCUGCCGCCGCCGCUCAUAAUCUCUUUGGCGGCCUCUGUGUCUAUGUCACGCCCAGGACUGUGCCGCCGCCGGCCAUGCUCCACGACAUCAUCAUCGUGACCGGAGGCACGGUUUGCAAGAGCAAGGCGGCGGCGCUGCGGAGCGCGGCGACAAUUGUUGUCGCCUGCGAUGCCGACGCCGCCUUUGCCGCCAAGGCCGCCUCCAAGGGCCACACGGUUGUCUCGUCUGAGUUCGUACUCUCGGGCCUGUUGCGCUACAAGCUCGAGGCGGAGGCCUUUGCGAUGUAAAGGCCGACUCUCGCUGCUUCGACUCCGACCUUUAAUCAAGCUAGCUGUCGCGAAGCAGAUGCUCGGCGCCGUACCGCGCCGCAAAAGCGCGGCCCGAGGUAGGCAUGGUAAGCCCGGCGGUCCCGAGAUGAUGAACAAC